CGACAUCGAUGCGCUCAGAGGCAACUACUCAGGCCUGGGCGUCAAGAGCGGCGCUGCCGGGACCGUGGCAGCCGCCAUUUUGACAGUGGACGGGCGAAGGCCUGGGCGCCGAGUCCCUGCGGUGGCUGGGAUUCUUUGCAAAAGGGAAGAAUUUGCGUCCAGCCUCUUCACUAGAAAUGGCUCAUGUGCUCUGUAACAGGGUCAGACUGGUUUCCUAUCUCCCAGGAUUCUGUUCUUUAGUGAAAAGAGUUGUCAAUCCAAAAGCCUUUUCAACUGCAGGGUCCUCAGGUUCUGAUGAGUCUCAUGUGACCACUGCACCCCCAGAUAUAUGCUCCCGAACAGUGUGGCCUGAUGAAACUAUGGGACCAUUUGGACCUCAGGAUCAGAGGUUCCAGCUUCCUGGGAAUAUAGGCUUUGAUUGUCACCUGAAUGGGACUGCGUCACAGAAGAAAGGCCUGACCCAUAAAUCUUUGCCUGAUGUUCUAGCAGAGCCUCUUUCAACUGAAAGACAUGAGUUUGUGAUGGCACAGUAUGUGAACGAGUUUCAGAGUAGCAAUGCACCUGUUGAACAAGAAGUUAACACUGCAGAAACUUACUUUGAAAGUGCCAAAGUUGAGUGUGUAAUCCAGACAUGUCCAGAACUGCUGCAAAGAGAUUUUGAGACACUUUUUCCAGAAGUGGCUAAGAACAAACUAAUGAUUCUGACAGUAACACAGAAAACUGAAAAUGACAUGACUGCUUGGAGUGAAGAGGUAGAACUUGAAAGAGAGAUGCUCUUGGAGAAGUUUAUUAAUGGUGCUAAAGAAAUUUGCUAUGCUCUUCGGGCUGAAGGAUACUGGGCUGACUUCAUUGACCCAUCAUCUGGUUUGGCAUUUUUUGGACCAUAUACAAACAGCACACUUUUUGAAACAGAUGAACGCUACCGGCAAUUAGGAUUCUAUGUUGAUGACCUUGGCUGCUGUAAAGUGAUCCGUCAUUGUCUUUGGGGUACUCAUGUGUUUGUAGGAAGUAUCUUCACUAAUGCAACAGCAGAAAGCUACAUCAUGAGAAAGCUCAGUGGAAACUAGCAGUGCCCUGUGAUAAUUGCAGCUCUGUGUCUGUAAUGGAAUGCUCUAUGUAAACACUGUUGAGGAAUUCAGCAUCUAUGGGAUUCUGGUUUCUAGGUAUUUAUUUCAUGAUUUAUGGUUUUACAUUGGGAGAUGACUCAUGAUUUCAAAUUUGAAACUGGUAGUUCAUAUUCUGGAGUAUGUGUUGAACAUAUCCUGCAAAAUGGUCAUCAACAUGUAACCAGGAUAUGUAUGGUCACUUAUUGUUAAUUCUCCCCUUUAUUGGGAAAACCCUAGUUUAUUUUUUCCAAAAAUAAAUCAUACAUUUGGCUAUGA
Messenger RNA from Phodopus roborovskii (desert hamster), 1382 nucleotides. RefSeq names its product metabolism of cobalamin associated D (gene Mmadhc). The record is from RefSeq and is a predicted model, not a curated record. NCBI's taxonomy places the organism in Eukaryota, Metazoa, Chordata, Mammalia, Rodentia, Cricetidae. Gene Ontology annotation, biological process: cobalamin metabolic process. Gene Ontology annotation, cellular component: mitochondrion. The coding region runs from base 177 to 1067 and encodes 296 amino acids. The transcript is spliced from 8 exons.